AUGGAGAUCGUGCCUGGGUGGAGAUCACGCCAGAGAGGAGACCACGCCAAGGAGGAGACCUCGCCAAGGAGGAGACCUCGACAAGGAGGAGACCUCGCCAAGGAGGAGAUCUCGCCAAGGAGGAGACCUCGCCAAGGAGGAGAUCUCGCCAAGGAGGAGACCUCGCCAGAGAGGAGACCUCGCCAAGGAGGAGACCUCGCCAGAGAGGAGACCUCGCCAAGGAGGAGACCUCGCCAGAGAGGAGACCUCGCCAAGGAGGAGAUCUCGCCAAGGAGGAGACCUCGCCAAGGAGGAGAUCUCGCCAAGGAGGAGACCUCGCCAGAGAGGAGACCUCGCCAAGGAGGAGACCUCGCCAGAGAGGAGACCUCGCCAAGGAGGAGACCUCGCCAAGGAGGAGAUCUCGCCAAGGAGGGGACCUCGCCAGAGAGGAGACAUCGCCAGAGAGACCUCGCCAGGGAGGAGACCUCGCCAAGGAGGAGACCACACCGCGGACGAGAUCACACCGCGGACGAGACCACACCGCGGACGAGACCACACCGCGGACGAGACCACGCCAGAAUGAAGAGAGUACCAAUGAGAGGACCACAUUAG
Molecule: messenger RNA, 591 nt
Organism: Hyalella azteca
Lineage: Eukaryota; Metazoa; Arthropoda; Malacostraca; Amphipoda; Hyalellidae
Product: serine/arginine-rich splicing factor SR45-like
Exons: 1
Coding region: 1-591 (196 amino acids)
Source: RefSeq, a predicted model, not a curated record